GCUAUCAGUCAGCUAGGGAAUGAUUAUAGUUCAUUAUACAGAACAUCGUGCAACUAGAAAUCUUUCAACGGGCUAAGUAUUUAUUUUAUUAGCCUGUCAAAAUGCCCACCAGGUACUUCGCUCUCCAGGACGUUGAGGCAAGGCCCAGUAUUGAUGAAAGUCAGACUGCGGACGUCUAUGAGGAUGGGAAAAACGAGUCAAAAGCCUUGGAUGGGGCAAGAAGCUCAAAGACCUCUAUCAUUAAAAGGCUUGCCAUGUUGAGUCUAUUCGCCAGUUAUACUGUUCUUAUAUUUGGACUUGGGCACGCCUCGAUAAAACCAGAUGAUCUGCAUGCUCAACCUUCAGCGGCACUGCCCUAUAUUCAAGAAAAGCACCUCCAGUCACUUCCACGAUUGUACGAUCAAUCAAUCACAUUCAACGGAACUCUGGACUAUCCAUCAAAAUUUCGAGGUGCACCAUCACCAGAUAUUGAUCGCGCAUGGGACCGUUCUAUCAAUCUUGGAGCAGUGAAUGUUUCAUUGUCUGAUGAUGAUAUGCGACUAUUAGGUAUGGAUCCAGAUACUUCAGUUAAGCUGCCUCCUGAGGAUGGAGGCGCAUAUCGACUUCAUUUUGAAUUUUCGCAUCAGAUGCAUUGUGUGAACUUUAUACGGAUGUGGACAUAUCAAGACUAUUACAAAGAAGAACAGGCAGAGUUCUCGGAUAGUCCAUCGACACAGCGCACUCACAUCGACCAUUGCAUUGAAAUGCUUAGACAGUUCGUCAUGUGCCAUGCGGAUACUAAUCUUGUUUCUGCGAACUGGGUAGCCGGGAGCAACUCGCCAUACCCCAACUUCAACACUAAACAUACCUGUCGGAACUUUGAUGCAGUUGUCGAUUGGGCAUGGGACCAUCAGAUAACCAUCAGACCACCUUCUAAGCCCGAAGGGGUAAAUACACUGUCAUUUCCACCAUAAGACAGUGUAGCGCGGUGAUUAUGGGCAAGGAAGAAGAGAAAAGAAAUAAACUCUCAUCUCUCUACACGGAGCGCUAGAAGAUUCCGGGGUCUUAUAAGUCACAUUCAUACUCUGAUAGAUUCAAAUGAUUUCCG
This is a messenger RNA of Penicillium samsonianum, 1087 nucleotides long. Its product is annotated as oxidase ustYa family protein. Bases 102 to 953 code for a protein of 283 amino acids. The transcript has 5 exons. Lineage: Eukaryota; Fungi; Ascomycota; Eurotiomycetes; Eurotiales; Aspergillaceae. The record is from RefSeq and is a predicted model, not a curated record. Gene Ontology annotation, biological process: mycotoxin biosynthetic process.